UCACGCCACUGGCCAGUGUGUUGUUUGCUCGGGUAUUUGUGUGAGGUUCGUGAAAUUCCUCCAAGCCAAAGGUCCAUUCCGAAGCUUGCGAGAUGUCUUUGCCACUCAGGUUGAACCGAGUAAUUGUACCCCUGGGUGUUGCAGUAGUCUUGAUACAGAGCAGCAUAUACGAUGUUCCGGGAGGUUUCCGAGCAGUCAUGUUCGACCGGUUUGCCGGUGUAAAGGAUCAGGCGACUGGCGAGGGAACGCAUUUCCUCGUUCCAUGGCUGCAGAAAGCUAUCCUCUUCGACUGUCGCAUUAAGCCGAGGAAUAUCUCGUCGACUACUGGCUCAAAAGAUCUGCAAAUGGUGUCCAUAACUUUGCGUGUGCUGUCGCGGCCAGACGUCGGCCAUCUCUCCCGCAUUUACCAAAAUUUGGGCUUGGACUACGAUGAACGCGUACUACCUUCGAUUGCAAAUGAGGUCUUGAAGGCCAUCGUCGCCCAGUUCGACGCUGCUGAGCUGAUUACCCAACGAGAGGUGGUAUCUGCGAGAAUACGGUCGGACUUGUUGCAACGUGCUGACGAAUUCCACAUCAAACUGGAAGAUGUUUCCAUUACACAUUUAACAUUUGGCAAAGAAUUCACGCAGGCUGUCGAGGCGAAGCAAAUAGCACAGCAAGAUGCGGAAAGGGCCAAGUUUAUUGUCGAAAAGGCCGAGCAAGAGCGACAAGCGGCGGUAAUUCGCGCCGAGGGUGAGGCAGAGGCUGCGGCUACAGUUUCAAAAGCGUUGGAGAAGGCAGGCGAUGCAUUCCUCGCGCUGAGGAAAAUUGAGGCUAGCAAAGCGAUCGUGCAGUCGCUGGCCAACAACAGCAACGUAUCGUACAUUCCAAGUAGCGGUGGCAACGUAUUGUUGAACGUACCUACGAAGCAGUGAGGUAGAGUAAUCAUCAAUGUGUAGUCAUUUCCAAACACAUGAUCCGGGGAUAUCCGGUG
Messenger RNA from Pisolithus orientalis, 973 nucleotides. RefSeq names its product band 7 family-domain-containing protein. The transcript is spliced from 9 exons. Bases 93 to 914 code for a protein of 273 amino acids. Gene Ontology annotation, biological process: mitochondrion organization. Gene Ontology annotation, cellular component: mitochondrion; membrane. NCBI's taxonomy places the organism in Eukaryota, Fungi, Basidiomycota, Agaricomycetes, Boletales, Pisolithaceae. The record is from RefSeq and is a predicted model, not a curated record.